CGCAUCAAAAAACCCCCACCGGUUCUUCCCUCCGCAUCGCCAGUCGAGACCAACAAUGCAAAGUGCGGUGUCCAAGCUUCUCCUGUCCAAUAUCUCGAGAAGGCUGUGCAGUCUUCCUAAGACUUGGAUAGGUGAGCGAUGUGUACCAGGAAUCGGUUUCAGUACGAGCAGCAAAUCCGGCCGGUCGAUGAGAGGCGAAAGAGGUGAUGGCGAUGACUCGGAGGAUCUCUUCCUUCGAAAUCUUAACUUUGGGGAGGAAGGUAGCGGAGAGAGGCAAAGGGCGCGCCAGGAAGGCUCUUUUGAACGACCCUCCUCUAGGCCAACGUUUCGCGGUGGCGAGGAAAGGCGAAAGAUGCCGCCUUUGCCUGAGGAUGGCAUCGAUGAAGCUUCAGAUGAUCUUUUCCAUGAUUUUGACUUGGGCGAAGACGAGCUUGGUAUGACUGGUAGUGGUCUGCAAGGCCGUUCUCGCAGCAGAGCUACACGAAGAGCCCCUCCAAGGGAGGAUUUUAAUCAGUCAACACAGGCUUCAUUCAAGGAUUUUGGCCGAGAUUAUAUGGGCGACUUUGAGAAUCCACAAUAUAGAUCGCCAUCAGGAUCUGCCAGUGGAGACAGGAUUGAAGAUUCAAGAUAUGGAUCACCUUACAUUGGUAGCGGAUCAGAGGAUUUGGGUGGUGGGCAGAGGGGAAGAGAUCGAAUCGGUGAUUCACUAGCUCAAAAGUUUAAUCUUGGACCAUCUGGGCAGCAGAAGAAGACGGAUGAAGCCGAUCAAAACAAUUCAGAUUCGACAAAACCUAUCUCACUGGAGGCGCCACCAGAAGAUGCUGAUGAGAUUUUCAAGAAGAUGAAGGAGACUGGCGUUAUACCUAAUGCUGUCGCCAUGCUUGACGGCCUCUGCAAAGAUGGGCUAGUUCAAGAGGCCAUGAAGCUGUUUGGAUCAAUGCGUGAGAAGCGCACAAUGCCAGAGGUUGUGAUUUACACUGCUGUUGUGGAAGGGUUCUGCAAGGCGGCAAAAUUCGAUGAUGCUAAGAGGAUUUUCAGGAAAAUGCAGAACAAUGGAAUCACGCCUAAUGCAUUUAGCUACAAGAUUCUCAUUCAGAGCUUGUGCCAAGAAAAGAAAUUGGAGGAUUCAGUUGAGUUCUGCAUGGAGAUGCUGGAUGCUGGACAUCAACCAAAUGCGGCUACUGCGAUUGGUUUGGUGGAUGAGUUCAUUAAAGAGAAAGGAGUGGAGGAAGCUGAUAAUUUUGUGAAGAAGUUGCUCGGGAGAGGUUGGAUUCUUGACGACAAAGCAAUCCGAGAGCAUUUGAACAAGAAAGGACCAUUCUCACCAUUGAUUUGGGAGGCCUUCUUUGGGAAAAAGGCAUCACGAGGUCCAUUUUGAUCUCUUUCUAAGUAAUCACAAACUUCUAUUUUCAUGUUGAUCGAUGAUUCACUCUUUGCCAUUACCAACAUUGGUAGUUACUGAUACUUGAUGCAUAUGUUAUGAGAAGGGAUCUUGUGGAAUCUGAAUGGCAAGUGAACUUGCAACGCAUAGUAUGCUUAUUCCAAAUUCUAGCUCCAUUUUCACAAUCAAUCAUCUUUAAGCCAAAA
Zingiber officinale is the source of this 1587-nucleotide messenger RNA. Its product is annotated as pentatricopeptide repeat-containing protein At4g38150-like. Gene Ontology annotation, molecular function: protein binding. Lineage: Eukaryota; Viridiplantae; Streptophyta; Magnoliopsida; Zingiberales; Zingiberaceae. The record is from RefSeq and is a predicted model, not a curated record. The transcript has a single exon. Bases 56 to 1378 code for a protein of 440 amino acids.